Molecule: messenger RNA, 5156 nt
Organism: Aricia agestis (brown argus)
Lineage: Eukaryota; Metazoa; Arthropoda; Insecta; Lepidoptera; Lycaenidae
Gene: Tmem131
Product: transmembrane protein 131
Exons: 22
Coding region: 153-4652 (1499 amino acids)
Cellular component (GO): membrane
Source: RefSeq, a predicted model, not a curated record
AAAGCACAUCUUGUGAUUGUGAAUUUGAUUGACUUUGUGAAUAUUUGUGAAUUAUUUUGAAUGAAAAGUGUAUAUAGCGUAUAAAUAAAUAUAACUCAGAAUUAGAGAAUUAGGAAAUGUGAAAAAAAUCUUAAUUUACAAACUCAGUCGUCAUGUGUCGCAAAUUUUUAUGGUGUUACGUAUUUGUAUUAAUUUUGUUGGAUUUAUCCCUGAAUUCUAAGCUGACAGCUCUAGGAAAAAGCCAUGAUGUCACCAUACAAGACUCCUUUAGAGAAGGAAUGCCCUUUCAGGAGUGGGAUAAAGAAGUAUGGGGAGAGAGUGUGGGUAAUAUGGAAACGGAAGACGAAGGGGAACCCAUAGAAGGUGUGUCGUUGGACCCUCCAGUGCUGAAGUUUGGGCAGUCGGCACUGGCUACUCCGCAUGCUCGAAGUGUGACAAUCACCAACACUGCAAACACUACAAUACAUCUCGCAUCUGUCGCUGGCACAACUCCAGAUUUCCACGCUUCCUUCUUUGAAUCUAAGACUCUGGCGCCACAAGGCAAUACAACGUUCACAGUAGUCUACCUCGGCCGUAGAGAAGGCCCGGUGUCCGCCCGCCUCUACAUUCACACGUCACUAGGAAUCCAGAAAUAUACGGUGUCAGCGGUGGGCGUGGCUAGCGAGUACGACGUGUGGCCGCUGGUCGGCGUGCGCGUGCCGCUCAACGCUACCGUCGAGUGGGAGCUACGACUGCACAACCCCACCGCUACAACCAUACAGGUGACGGAGGUGUACUCUUCGGGAGCGUGGCUUUCACUCGCUCUGCCCAGCGGCGGCGAGCGCGGCGCGCGGGCCCUUUGGAGCGUCCCGCCACGUACGACGCGCGCGCUCGUGCGUCUCCGCGCCGCACCCGCGCCGGCCGCGCAGCCGCUAACUGCCUACGUGCGAGUUAGGGGCGUGCCCGGCGGCGACCUGGUGCUGCCCGUCACUGCGCGCGCCGCCCCGCCCGGCGAGUACGCGAGACCGCUGCAAGUGCGACAACGGCCUAGCGGGACCCGAGAUCCGCCGUAUACGGUUGAAAUAGAGAUGGCUAACAGCGGCGCGGCGACUAUAACAUUGGAAGGCGGCGUGCGGGGGGCGUGUCGCGCGGCGCCCGCACCCGAUCCUUGCCAGCAGCAGCCGCGUCGUGCCAACGGGGCCAGUGCGAGUGGAGCUCAGCUGACAAUGUUGCGCACACAGCUGGAGCCCGACCAGGAGUUCACUCCUGUCGCGCGGCUCACACUUGAUUACGGCGCUCUGUGGGCGCAGGCUACGGGGUCAGGGGAGGCGGGGCAGGCGGAGGGGGCGUGGUGCGCGGGCUGUGUGCGGCUUGGCGACGCGCUAGUACCGUACAGCGUGCGCGUGCUGCCCGGCGCGCUCGUCAUCACGCCGCCGCAGCUGUUGUUUGUGACGUCGAUGGGUGCGGAAGCGCGGCGCGCGCGCAUCGUGACGGCGCUCAACGAGUUCCGCGUGCCGCUGCGGGUACACGCGCUAACCGUUCCACCCGAACUCACUGAACAUUUCAAAAUAGUGGAUCACACGCCGCUAACAAUAGAGGCGGGGGCGUCGGUGACGUUACUGGAGCUGCAGCUGCUCGGCGAACCCGGCCCCGAGCUGGCCUUCGACGUGCAGUUCGCGCUGCACACCGACCUGUCCCACUACCUGAUACCGCUGCGACUGUACAGCGGCAAUUUGACAUUUGAAUGGGAGUGGGGUCAGCGAGGCGGUGAGACGGUGCAGCUCGGCACGUUGGGUACGUCGACGACGCGCCGUGUGGGCGUGCGUGUACGCAACCCCGCCCCUCUCGUGAUGUGCGUGACGCGCGUCGCGGUGACGUUACCGGGCGCGGCGCUGGCGCUGCCCGGCCCGCUGCCGCACUGUAUAGAGGGCGGGGGCGGGGCGCAGGCGUGGCUUACCGUGGUGGCGCCGGCGCGAGAGGGCGAGCUGCGAGGAGAGGUGGCGCUCCACACGGAACACGCGCGCUCGGCCGUGCAGAUAGCCCUGCGUGUUCGCAACGGCCGCCUGCGAGUCGCUCCGCUGCGACUGCCACCGAGCGCGCCGUAUACACGCUCGACUGCGGACUUGGUGGUCAACAAUACGAUGUCGGUGAGCAUGAAAGUGACUGAAGUACGGCAACCCGACCCGGAUCCUGCAGUUGUGUACGAUUCUCUUAAAGACGAGGUGGAAGCGGACGGCUUGCACACGGUCGGACGUGUGAGUUACGAGCCCGAGCGUGCCUGCCACCCGAACUGCUACACUGGAUUGAAUCUCGAUGAACCGGAGGGCGUGGAGUGGGCGCGGCGCGGUUCGGCGUACGACGACACGGCGCUGCAGGCGGACCUGGCGUUGUUGCGCGCGCGACUCGCAGCGCACGCGCACGUUGCUGCAUUGCCGCCCGUUAACGUCACGUUAUUGCUGCACACCGACGAGGUGGUACAGACGCGCGUGUCGGGCACGGUGCGUGCACGCUGGCCGCGUCUGGCGCCGGCGGGGGCGGGGGACGCGGGGCGCGGCGCACUACGCACGUCGCUGCCGCUUCGUGUCCCGCUCUACAACCCCGCGCGAGUACCGCUGCUGCUGCACGCGCGCCUCGCCCAGCCGCUCACGGAUCUGCCCGACUUGGCGCGGAGUGAUACGUCAUUCUGUAUGUCGGAGAAGUGCACGUGGUUGAAGGAGGCGUUUAACCUGACCGGGUGGCGGGUGACGAAGGGUGGAGCUCGGGUGUGGCGCGAGGGGGCGGGUUCGGAGACGCUCGAGGGGGCGGCGGAGCGGCCGGACGAACUGCCCCCCCUCCUACUGGCGCCGCUGGCUGAGGUCGAGCUGGCGCUUUUGUUUACGCCGCUCACACAACACCCGCUUACCGCACAGCUUCUUUUGAGGAAUAACCUAACUGUAUUGGAAGCGGUAGAUCUAUACGGGCACGGGGAGUAUCCUUCGUUUGACCUGGCGGGCCGACGACCUGGCGCUGCCUCACCAUUUCUGUUCGAGGUGAAAGAUUGUUCCUGGGGCGAGGGCGGUGCGGUGGAGCGCACGUUAACGCUGCGCAACACGGGGCGCGUGGGCGUGCAGCUGACUCGGUGGGCAGUGGGCGGGGCGCGCGGGGCGUGCUCUGGGCGCGGGUUCCGCGUGCGGCCGUGCGUCCCGCUCGUCGUGCCGCCCGCCGCCGCCGCCGACCUGCACGUCACCUUCGUGCCCGACUACACGCUCGCCCGCGUCACCGCGCCGCUGCGGGCGUUCACGCCUCUCGGGCCGGUCGAAUAUUCUCUGCGAGCGACUAUACCGAUGCGUGUACUAGCCGAGUGCGCGGCGACCGCUCCGCGGCCGCCGUGGGAGAAUGCGGUGCGGGUUCUCGGGGUCGCAGUGGCGUUAGCCGCUCUGGCGCUCGUGCUGGCGGCGGGCGCACUGGACGCUGAGCGGCUGCUGCGACGCGCGCGGGCCGCUCGCUCGCCGGAGCGGCCGAGCGCCCCGCUCGAUCUCCGGGCCCUCCGCCCUCCCGCCCCGCUGCCGGCUCAGAAGGCGCCCACUCGACGUCGGCGGGCCGCGCGGAAGCCGCCCCCGCCCGAUCCCGCCGCCUCGGCCGCAGAGAGACGCGCGUUCGAGCGCUGGCGCAGCGAGGUGCUCCGGCGCGAAGACGACACGUCGCGCUCGAGCGAGGACGACGCGCCCUCCACGCCGCCCGUGCCGCCCGACACGCGUCCGCCGACGCCCCCCGCUCCGCCCCAGCAGAAUGGAGAUGACGCCGCCACUAGCGGCUCCGACGUAUCUAAUAUUUCAAACCUGUCGAGUACGUCGACGCCAGUGGAAGAACAGGAAGCGGACGAAUGCUACGGCGGCGACGUGGAGCCGAGCCCCCGCGAUCUGUCGCCCGCGACUCCGCCCGGCCCGCUGGGGACGACUCCAGAGCCGGAAGUCAUACCGGAUGUGCUGCGAAUCGAUCCGCCGAAAGCGACGCGGGUGUCGCGCGCUCGUCGGGACCCGGGCGACACGACGAGGCGGGAGCGGCGACCCGAUAACGAGAGACGCGUGCUCGUGCGGCCCCACGCGCGCAAGGAGCGACCCCGUCGACGAGAGCGCGCCCCCUCUCCGCCCGCGCCCCCCGUCGAGGAAGAUACGUGCGAAGCGCCCGAGGAGGUGACGGAAGCCAGAGGAAACGUGCGUUGGGGCGCUUCGUGGAGUUCAGUGGUAGCGGGGGCGCCUCUGGCACCCAUCGGCUCGGACGUCCGCCGCCGGGAGGCGGAUCGCGCGGACCAAUCGCUGUUCUACUUCAACGGUGAACGCCGCGCCGACACAGUUGCCUGGCAGCCCCCGCCCGCGCCGGAGCCACCGCGACCGCCCUACAUACCCGGUGCCAGAGAUUUCAUGGAGGAGUGCGGUGGCGUGGCAGGCGGGUGGUGGGGCGGCGCAGGCGGCGGGUGGAGCGCGUGGGGAGCUCCGCCCCCACUGCGGCCGCCGCCGGGCUUCGCGUCGCCGCCACCCCCGCGACCGUUCGACCCGUUCCGCUCGCUGGCGUCCAUCUGGGCGCCGGCGCCGCACGACUGGCGCGUGGCCGAUGAUCCGCCUCGCACGCCCCCCGCGCGCCGCUCUCCCGCCGACGACCCCCUCGCCCGCAACGGAAACGAUCAAACCCAUUAAACUACUAUAUUGCCAGAUACCAAGUUUUUGCUGUUGCGUUAUUAUUGUAAUCGCUUUUUCAAGAAUUUAGUUGUUUUGUACCACAAUUAUUGUAAUGACGAUUUUUAUAAUGUCUGAGCGGUAUUUGUCUUUCAAGAAUAGGAAUCUGGCAAUAAAGAUGAUCAAACCGAACAAAUAUUGGCCUGUACUAUGUCUUACCUCUCUUAUUUACGGAGGCGAGGCGGCGCGCUAGUCAAUACUUCACACGUCGCUCUCGCCGAUCCUUCCAUUUAUAUAACAAAAUAAUAAAUUUUCAUUCUUGAGAUCUGAAGUUUUAUGUUUAAUGUUUAUUUUUUGUAAGUUAACCAAGGCCUCGUUUGGAUAACAUUUUGUGUAAUACAUUGAGACUCGUUUUUAAGGACCUACGCAAGUCUAGUCGAGUUUACAUUGUGUCAGUGUUUUGUGUGACACCAGUUUUCCUACAUGAUUGUCUGUUAAAGACUGAUUAAAAUGUCACUCAAAGUA